AUGACUUUUUCAAAAGGAAAUUGUGUAAAGAUGGUACGAAGCGAGAGAAGAGACGAAAGGGUUGUGGUUGCGAUUGAUCGAGGCAAAGGUAGCCAGGCUGCACUGAAAUGGGCUGUUGAUAAUCUUGUAACCUCGGGAGAGAGUCUUACUCUUGUUCAUGUCAAACUCAAACAAGCUUUAGUUAUAAAUGGUACCAACCCCAAUAAGUCUAGUAAUGACGUCAAGGAAUUGUUUCUUCCAUUCCGCUGCUUCUGCAACAGAAAAGACAUAAGAUGUGAAGAUGCGGUAUUGGAGGAUGUCGAUGCUGCUAAAGGAAUCAUAGACUAUGUCAAAGAGAAUGCAAUUGAUAUUCUAGUACUCGGUGCAUCCAAGAUGACUCUGUUAAAACGGUUCAAAGCGGCAGAUGUUACCAGCACGGUGAUGAAAGGGGCAGCUAAUUUCUGUACGGUUUAUGCAAUCUCCGGAAGUAAAAUAUCGUCGGUUAGAUCAGCUACGUCUUCACCUCCCCCACUUUGCGCAAUACGUCCACAAAUAACAGCUCGGCCUAGCAACAACUCAAUGGGCCAAGGUGAAACUCAGGACGAGAUCGUGAUCAAGUAUAAGUAUGUUCCGUCUCAAAGAGGAUUUGACCAGGCCUCAGUGACAGACUCCGACAUGUCGUUUGUGAGUAGUGAUAGGCCAAGCGUUGAUCUCAUGUUCCCAACGUCACGUCUCUCUAUUUACUCUGAGUUCGAAGACAACCGAUGCAGCUUUGCCACAUCCUCAUGCUCAUCAGAGAAACAGUCCGUAGACUUGGGUUCUUCAUACUCAGCAUUCUCCCCAAGCUCUCAAGAAAGUGGGAGACUCUCCACGUGGUCACUCCAGGAUGAUGUACAAGCUGAGAUGAGAAGAUUGAAAAUGGAGCUCAGGUAUACAAUGGAAAUGUAUAGCACUGCCUGUAAAGAAGCAAUCACAGCCAAGAACAUGAGUAAAGAGUUACACAAAUGGAGAGUAGAGAAGGAACACAAGCUAGAAGAAGCAAGACAGGCCAAAGAAGCGGCAAUGGCAAUGGCUGAGAACGAGAAGGCAAAGACAAGAGCAGCAAUGGAAGCGAUAGCCACCGCCAACAGAAUAGCAGAAAUAGAAGCACAGAAGAGAAAACAAAUCGAAACGGCGUCGCUUAGAGAAGCAGAAGAUAAGAACACUAGUGAUAGAAGGUAUAGGGAAUAUACAAUCGAGGAGAUCGAAGAAGCAACAGAAAAUUUCUCAAUAAAUAACAAGAUUGGAGAAGGAGGUUAUGGACCUGUUUACAAGGGCACAUUAGACUACACAAAGGUGGCGAUAAAAGUCUUGAGACCGGACGCAAGGCAAGGAAGAUCGCAGUUCCAGCAAGAAGUGGAAGUCCUAACCUCCAUAAGACAUCCGAACUUGGUUCUCUUGCUAGGAGCCUGCACGGAGUACGGGUGUCUAGUCUACGAACACCUCGAAAACGGCAGCGUAGAAGACCUUCUCCUCAAACGAGGAAACAACUCUCCAUCGCUUACGUGGCAGCUACGGUUCCGCAUCGCAGCCGAAAUCGCCACUAGUCUCAACUUCCUCCACCAGAUGAAACCGGAGCCGGUCGUGCACCGCGACCUUAAACCGGCUAACGUGUUGCUCGACCAGCAUAUGGUCAGCAAGAUAGCCGACGUGGGUCUCGCUAGGCUCGUCCCUCCCUCGGUCUCUGACGCCGUGACGCAGUAUAGAGUGACGUCAGCUGCUGGGACCUUGUGUUAUAUCGAUCCUGAGUACCAGCAGACGGGUAUGCUUGGAACCAAAUCAGACGUGUACUCGUUCGGUAUCACGGUGUUGCAGUUACUCACGGGGAAGCCACCGAUGAGCUUGACUCACCAGGUGCAAAAGGCGAUUGAAGGAGGGACGUUUGCUGAGAUUUUAGAUCCUGAUGUUCAUGACUGGCCACUCGAAGAGGCUUUGGUUUUAGCGAAAAUUGGUUUACGCUGCGCUGAGUUGAGGCGGAGAGACAGACCUAACUUGGGGAAGGAUGUGUUGCCUGAGCUUAAGAGACUCAUGGAUUUAGCUGAAGAAAGCAUGUCAGAAUAACAGCGGAACUGAUAGUGUAGCAUCCACGUAAACGCCUCUCUUUUUAUCUCUUCAGAUUUGUUAUACGUAACAUGUCUUUGAUUUCUAAACCACUACUUCUUUUUAAACCUGUUUUAGGAGAUAUUAAGCGAUCCAUGUCUCAAGUCUCAACAAUAUAUGGGAGUGGUGGAAGUUUUAAUUACUGAACAUCCUCUUGACGAGGUAAUACACAGGGAGUAGAGGGCCGUGUGAAGAGAAAGAAGGAAUACACAAAUGUAAGUAAGAAAACUCAUCAGCUUACUUACUAAAAUGGACUUACAGUAAAAAAAAAAAAAAAAAAAAAAAACUCAUCAGCUUGUUUUAUUGUGAAAUGGUGAAGAACCCUAGCCAUGAAGAAAAAAUUAAUUUGUUUCUAAAAGUGUAAAUGAAUCUUCCAAAAAAUUUUCCUAUGUUGCCAGAUGCAAUUAAUGCAUCUUAUUUUGUAAGUUUUGAAUGAUUAAGCUUUUGCUUUUAGACGGUAAACACCUUUUUUUUAACAUUGUGUGAACAUUUUAUUAAAGCAUAAGUAGUUGAAAUAAAAGGGGAAAAUAAGAAGUCAAAAGGGCCUAUUAUUCCCAAAACAAAACAGAGCAUAACGAAAAGAAACACCACAUCUCUCAGGCUAUCCGUAUUAUUCAGUUUAUAAGAUGCGCAAACGCUAUCAAAAAAUUCCUUGCUUGCAGAUAAAUAUCCAGCUAGUAUGGACUGUAUGGUAUAUUUCCUUAUUGUUCUAGAGCGGAUCAUAUCUUCUUAUGCCAGAGGAACUACUGUGUCUAUCAUAUAGGCACUC
Brassica napus (rape) is the source of this 2887-nucleotide messenger RNA. RefSeq names its product U-box domain-containing protein 35. Gene Ontology annotation, biological process: protein phosphorylation. Lineage: Eukaryota; Viridiplantae; Streptophyta; Magnoliopsida; Brassicales; Brassicaceae. The transcript has 8 exons. Gene Ontology annotation, molecular function: protein kinase activity; ATP binding. The record is from RefSeq and is a predicted model, not a curated record. The coding region runs from base 1 to 2079 and encodes 692 amino acids.